This is a messenger RNA of Cladophialophora bantiana CBS 173.52, 195 nucleotides long. RefSeq lists its product as uncharacterized. NCBI's taxonomy places the organism in Eukaryota, Fungi, Ascomycota, Eurotiomycetes, Chaetothyriales, Herpotrichiellaceae. Bases 1 to 195 code for a protein of 64 amino acids. The transcript has a single exon. The record is from RefSeq and is a predicted model, not a curated record.
AUGGCUCCCCAAUAUCACAGCUCAUCUGGCUCCAGCAGCGCCGGUGAGAGAAUCUACCACGAUUCGCGAAGAGAACCUCGAGAGCGCAAAGAGCCUCGCAAGCCCGUCAAACGUGAAGUCGUCGUCAUUCACCACAACACCGUUACCCGCGACGAGACCAGAUCCUCCGGCAUGAGCCACAACAGAUGGAGGUGA